UGGAAAUUCGUGAGGGGUGGGGAAGCCGCCUGCGGAGCGGAAGUGGGUCGCUCUGAGACGGCGGAGUCUUGCUUGAGCGGAUCUCCUCAGCAGCUCUCUAGGGUGCUUCCUAUCUCCAGUAGGUUGGUGACAGUGACCAGGACUUCAAGAUACUGGAAAUCUUCCUGGCUCCAAAUUCUUUGUAAGCUGGAAGAUGAGUAACGAGUGGGCAUGAGAGGCUGAGAACGUUCAACUUUGCUGUAAACCUCGGUGUAGAUCGCUUCCUGUUCUGUAGGUUGGAGCCAGAGAGCACAAUGAGUACAAGAAAGCGUCGUGGUGGAACAGUAAGUUCUAGACAAGCCCAGAAGAGAACUCGGGAGGCAGGCUCUACCCCCGAGAUUGCCUUGGAAGCAGAACCCAUAGAACUUGUGGAAACGGCUGGAGAUGAAAUCGUGGACCUCACAUGUGAAUCAUUAGAGCCCGUGGUUGUCGACCUGACUCACAAUGACUCUGUUGUGAUCGUUGAAGAGAGAAGGCAGCCAAGGAGGACUGCAAGGAGGCUGCGCCAGGACCACACGGACAGCUGUGUGGUAAGCAGCGAUGAUGAGGAGCUGCCCAGGGACAGGGAUGUGUAUGUCACCACCCAUGCUCCCAGAAGUGCCCGGGAUGAUGGCGCCACAGGACUGAGGCCUUCUGGCACCGUCAGCUGUCCCAUCUGCAUGGACGGAUAUUCAGAGAUAGUGCAGAAUGGACGUCUCAUUGUCUCCACAGAGUGUGGCCACGUCUUCUGUAGCCAGUGCCUCCGUGACUCCCUGAAGAAUGCUAACACUUGCCCGACCUGUAGGAAGAAGAUCAGCCACAAACGGUACCACCCCAUUUAUAUAUGAAGAGCUCUGAGCCUUCCAGGAGAGCCGGACGGAUGGAUAGACAGACAGACAGCCUGGCUGGGCUUUCUGCAUGUGAUCUGCCUCCAGUUUCCCAAGCGCAACAAGACUGUUUCAAAACAAACAUCUGAUAUGUAAACUGCUCUUUCCUUCCCACCCUCUUAGAUCCUUUCGUUAUAUCGAGUUUGAUGCUAUGGAGCUGCACCCAGGGGCGCUCCAGGCCUGGCUCCUCACCUCUGCUCCUCUGGGCUAGGCCGGUCCUAAAGUAGGAGCAAGGAGGGUCAGGCACAGUGGAGCUUGAGGACUGGGCUCCAGCCUUUGUGGAGUUGCUCUGUGCCAAGAAGUUUCCUGUCAGAAGGUGCGUCCUGCUCUCCCAGAGCCCGGGCCAGACCCGGCCCCCUCCACCCAAGGAUCCCAGUGCAGGGGCAGCCCCUGGACUUUGUUUCCCUCGGAGUCCGAGGCGACCUGCGAUUCUGCCUGUACCUUACCGUUGAUGUGCAGUGUUCUCUGCAAACCACGAGGACCUCUGCAGGGCAAUCCCUGUUUCCUAAGAACGAAAAGUGCAAUAAAGCCCGUUCUCACCCAUGUCUCAGCAGUCAGGAGGUGGCGCCGCUGGCAUCCUCCUCGGAGUCCUCGAGCCGCCUGCAGAGCAGUGCCCGUCUGCCUGUCUCUGCACGCCAGCCGUUCUCAGGAACCCUCCUGUGCUCCAAAGUUCUCCACCUGGCACAGGGCACGCAGGCGGGGGGCAGGCGUCCAUCUGGGUGUCCUUUCUUGAGAGCCGUCCUGUGCGGGCCAUGUGCCCUCCGGCCCUCCGUUCCCACUGCCCGGUGUCUGCCUCAGUAGAUACAGGAGGUGGUGGCAGCAAUUGUGGCCUUAUAGAAGCAGCUCAUUUCCAUGUCUCUGCCCAGGUCACUGUCUCCGCUUCAGAGAUGUUGGCCCACCUGACCCAACACUGGCUUGGCUUGUCCCCCCCUCCCAUCGGGUGACACUUGUUUCUACAGCUGCUCUUCGCCUGCUCUGUAGGUUUUGGUUGGCAAGCCUGGGGGCUGUCCCUCCCUGCAGAGCCCAAGCUAACAGCCUCUGCUCAACCCACAGGUGUGUGGCACCUCGGGACCUCUCAGGCAGCAGAGAGACCCGGACUGGCUGCAAGGGCACCAGGCCCGGGGCUGGUGGGGAGUGGUCACUCGGGGCCGGCCUGCCUCACCGCCACACCUCCGUCCUCUAGGGCUUCAAGCCAAGCCAGUAGCCAUUGGCAUGAAACAUCUUCGAGGUGGAGAAGGGCCACUCCGGCUUUGCUAGCAAUAACUGACCUUCAGGUGCCCUCUGAAGGAGCAGGGACUCAGCACAGAGUUCACUUUACUUGGGACUGAAGGAGCGUCCCUCCUCUGUGUGAACAGAAAGUGGUUCAUUCUUCAUUCUGACUUUUUUUUAACUGUUUGGCUUACUACCAGUUUGUUUGAAUGAGUGGUAAUUUUCUCCAUGAAUUGGGAGAGGGUGGGAACAUCAGCCCCAUCACGGUGGUGCAGUGGGCCUGCCCUCCGCUUGGUCAUCAUGGUCAUCGCGGCCACCAGGUCCCCUCUGGGCAUCAAUGAGAUGCUCUUCUGUUCUGAUGGUGCCCGGGCUAGAGAGCCAGGCAACCAUGCAGCCGCUGACCAGUAAGUAGGGUGACAUCCAUUCCAAAUUCUUUGUUUCAUCUUGGCACACAUGGUUGGUCAUAAAACUGUAUUCAUCCUAAAUGGUAUUGGGAAAAAUGUAGUUUCUACUAAUCAGAGACUGCAAACUAGGAAAAGGCUGUGUGAAAAAAAUCCCUUUCCUUUCCUCAAUGUACAUAGUUCAGUUCUUUGUUACAUUUAAACUGUAUCCAUGGACAUCAGUCUGUUUUGGACUCCUGCUAGUGUUAAAGAUGAAAAUAAAACCAUUAAUUUGAACCAAA
Heterocephalus glaber (naked mole-rat) is the source of this 2796-nucleotide messenger RNA. It is a transcript of the gene Rnf4, whose product is annotated as ring finger protein 4. Gene Ontology annotation, cellular component: PML body. Gene Ontology annotation, molecular function: zinc ion binding; transcription factor binding. Gene Ontology annotation, biological process: positive regulation of transcription by RNA polymerase II. The record is from RefSeq and is a predicted model, not a curated record. NCBI's taxonomy places the organism in Eukaryota, Metazoa, Chordata, Mammalia, Rodentia, Bathyergidae.